CUGUCAGCGAGCUAACCCUUCCCAAAAAUGGCGAAAAGAAAGGCAGAAAACAGGAGCUUUCUGGACAAGUGGGAGGCAGAAUAUCUGUUUACAUAUGUAAAAGACAAACCUGUUUGUCUUGUUUGUGGAGUCAACGUGGCUGUAAGUAAGGUGUACAACAUUAGACGACACUAUGAAACAAAACACCAUGACAAAUACAAGGACCUGGACAUGACUCAAAGGAGCCAGAAAGUAGAGGAGAUGAAAAGAAGUUUGGUUUCACAACAGAAUAUGUUUAAAAAAGCCACAUCACAAAGCGAGGCUGCUGUAAAGGCUAGUUAUAUAGUGGCAGCAGAGAUCGCAAAAUCAGCCCGGCCCUUUAAUGAGGGAGAGUUCCUGAGCAGGAACACAGUAGCUAAUCGCACAUGUGAUCUUGCCACCAAUCUGUAUGACCAGCUGAUGGAAAAGGGAAAAGAUUUUGUUGCGUUCUCCCUCGCUGUGGAUGAGAGCUGCGACGCAUCUGAUACUGCUCAGCUGUCAGUCUUCAUCCGUGGAGUGGACUCAAAUCUGUGUGUUACGGAGGAGCUAUUAGGAUUCAAAUCAAUGCAUGGCACAACCACAGGAAAGGAAAUCUUUGAGGAGGUUUCCAAAUGUGUAACUGAAAUAAAGCUGCUGUGGGAUAAACUCGUUGGAUUAACGACAGAUGGUGCGCCAGCGAUGUGCGGUAAAAAGAGUGGACUGGUGGGCAUGGUUCGGGAGAAGAUGCGGGAAGAGAACUGUGCAGGUGAGCUAACUGUUUACCACUGCAUCAUACAUCAGGAAGCACUGUGUGCCAAAUCCCUAAAGAUGGAACAUGUUAUGACCACAGUAACACAGGUAGUUAACUUUAUAAGAGCCAAAGGUCUAAAUCACCGCCAGUUUAAAUCUUUUCUGGAGGAAUGUGGUUCGGAAUACGCAGACGUGCCGUAUCACACAGAGGUGAGAUGGCUAAGCAGAGGAAAAGUACUGAACAGAUGUUUCGAGCUGCGUGAGGAAAUAUGUCAAUUCCUGGAAACCAAAGGGAAGGAUGCAGCAGAGCUCCGGGAGCAAAAGUUCCUGUGUGAGCUGGCCUUUCUCUGUGACAUCUCGAGCCAUCUCGAUGCGCUGAACCUGCAGCUUCAGGGGCGGGGGCGCAUCAUCACAGACAUGUACGCUGCAGUGAGGGCCUUCAAAACUAAACUGUGCCUGUGGGAGAAUCAGAUGCUGCAAGGAAACCCUUGCCAUUUUCCCUGCUGCCAAUCCAUAAAAGCACAGAUCUCUACCGCCGUGUUCCCAUGCGCGCAGUUUGCUGAAAAACUCAGUGUUCUCGCCGCUGAGUUUAGCCGGCGAUUUGCCGACUUCGAUGCCCAGAAAUGCAAGUUUGAACUGCUUAGUAAUCCCUUCGCAGUUGAUGUGGAAAAUGCACCAACCAACAUCCAAAUGGAGCUGAUUGAACUCCAGUGCAACGACACGCUGAAGUCAAAGUAUGAUGCUGUGGGCACCGCACAGUUUCCACGGUUCAUCCCUGACACAAUGCCUCAGCUCCGCACCCAAGCUGCUCAGAUGCUCUCCAUGUUCGGCAGCACUUAUCUAUGCGAGCAACUUUUCUCCUCGAUGAAGAUGACCAAAACAACUCACAGGAGACGUCUGACUGAUGAACAUCUUCGCUCGAUACUGAGGAUUUCUUCAGCUCAGAGCUUGAGCCCAGACAUUGAUGAACUAGCAUCCAAGAAGAGAUGCCAGGUAUCUGGCUUGGGCACAUCAGAUUAGACCAGUGUGCAAUAAUUAACGUUUUCUUUAUGCACUUUUUCUUGCUACAAGGCAUGGGCUUGAAUGGUUGAUUGAUUUAUUAUAAUUUUAUUUGUAAAAUUAUUAGCCAGUGGAAAAAGUUUAUUUUGGUAUUUAAAUCAGAAGGCUGCAAAUAGAAAAGAGGCA
Molecule: messenger RNA, 1932 nt
Organism: Oncorhynchus gorbuscha (pink salmon)
Lineage: Eukaryota; Metazoa; Chordata; Actinopteri; Salmoniformes; Salmonidae
Product: general transcription factor II-I repeat domain-containing protein 2-like
Exons: 2
Coding region: 28-1767 (579 amino acids)
Source: RefSeq, a predicted model, not a curated record